This is a messenger RNA of Acaulospora colombiana, 1071 nucleotides long. Lineage: Eukaryota; Fungi; Glomeromycota; Glomeromycetes; Diversisporales; Acaulosporaceae. The record is from the annotation of a GenBank genome assembly.
AUGAAUAUUUCAGAGAUAGUAGUAUCAGUUGCUAAUGUAUCAGAUUCCAUAGUAGAGAAUCUCAAUAAUGAAGUAGAACGAACAGUUACCUGUGAUAGCACACCCAGUGAUAAUAUCAACAAGUCACCAGAAGAUUUCAACUCGGUUACUCAACCAUACAACAGCACAGCAUCAGAAACAUCAGCUACAAAUAUUCCGAAAUUCUCUCAUUCAGAUAGUAAUGAAAUUAGUACCCAAUACGAAACUAGUAAGAUAGGUAAGAAAAUAGGAGAACCAUCAAUAAAGCAAAAUCAUGUAGGCGAAAUUUCCGAGACAUUAUAUCCCGAAAAAGUUACUUCUGGUGACAAUUCUAGCAUUGAUGAGGCCUCACAACAUCUAGCUCAGUUAUGUGAUAAGGCUUUUGAUGCUGAAGAUAGAACGAAUCGAGCUAAUCACAUGGAAAUUUUAUGCUGGUCCCUCUAUGGGAAGGAUUUCAGAAUUCAGCUCAACAGGAUUAUAGAAAAUAGCAGAGGUACAAUUGGUGAAAAAAAAGUAAGAAGCUUACUGUAUGAUUCCAUUACAGAACAGCUUAAUUUACUUCGUAAACAAAGAUCCCAAGAAUUAGGUUUACAACUUCGAGAUAUAUCACGAGAUAGUUUGCGCAAGAAAACUCAGAAAGCUGAGAAAGUCUAUAAAUUUUUUGAAAAAGUAGGUCAUGAUAAAAUCAAAUACAUCAAAUCAUAUAGUGCAACUUCUAUUUCAGAACUUACUGAUGAACAAAUUCAAGAGGUUAUAGAUUAUCAUUCUAACUUGGAAGAAUCGGAGAUUCGAAGCUUUGCUUUAUCACCUGAUGAUAAGAAAUCCUACGAUGGAGACACUAAUGAUAAUGGCGAUUUUGACGUGAACCAGCUUCUUGUUGAGAAUUUCUUUGAUGAUGACUCACAGAACACAGAGUAUCUUGCUUUGGUAUGGAAUGAGAAUGCUUUGCAUCUAAUUGGUAAUUGGAUAUUUUUUUCGUCGAUUACAAAAUCUCGGGAGAUAAUGCAUUGGAUAGAUAGGGUUUCUGAUUGUUAUGAGCCAGAAUCAAAGUGA